Spodoptera exigua (beet armyworm) is the source of this 935-nucleotide messenger RNA. Lineage: Eukaryota; Metazoa; Arthropoda; Insecta; Lepidoptera; Noctuidae. The record is from the annotation of a GenBank genome assembly.
GAAAAAACUAUUUUAUAAAAUGAACGGUGACAGUGAAGUAAAAUCAAAUGAUCUUAAUUUUUUCGGAAGCGACCCGGGAGCUGUGAAAUUUGGAAACUUUAUAAACUAUUAUUCAUUUCAUGAUGUGAGUGAAAGGGUUCAAAAUCUACAUCCCCAAAUGUUUCCAGAACCUGUGGACAACAGGAUCGUGUGUCUAGAUGUUGGUUGCAACACAGGAGACUUAUCAAAGGCUUUAUACACGUAUUUAAAAACUGUUUACCCUAACUGUGAUAUCCAUAUGUUAGCAGUGGACAUUGAUUCUACGUUGAUAGAAAGAGCUAAAGAAGCCAAUGAAAAUCCUUAUAUUAAAUUUAUGACUUGUAAUGUUAUGGAACAAAAUGAUCAACUACUUAUCCAAAGUUAUUUGGACUCUUACAAUCAAAGAACUUUUGACUUAUCAUUUUGUUUUUCAGUAACAAUGUGGAUUCACCUUAACAAUGGCGAUGCUGGAUUACUAGCCUUUUUAAAAUAUUUAAAGUUAAUUUCUAGAGCCAUUGUUAUUGAGCCACAACCAUGGAAGUGCUAUAGAAAUGCUCAAAGAAGAGUUAAAAAGUCUGGAAACUCUUUUGAAUUGUAUGAAUGUUUAAAAAUUAAAAGUGAUGUGGAUUUGGUUAUUGAAAAGACUUUAUGUGAAGGCACUCACUUUAAAACAUAUGAAUCUCAAUUUUCGUCUUGGAAUAGAAGAGUUCAAAGCUUCCAUACUCUAAGUUCUCCAUGACUGAACUAAUUCUUUAAUAGGUUUUACUGUAAUUUUUAAGGUAAAAAUAAAAUAGUUAAUAUUUUAUUAUUAAAAUAUUUUAUUUAUGUAUCUUCGAGAAAAAGUAUUUACAAUUUCAUGUCAUGUCAAAUCACAAUUAAAUUUAUAUUUACUUAAGUCUUUUUUUACAUUUUUGUUA